UGACGUGUCAUUUUCCGCACAGGCAUUAUGGGCUCCAGGAAUGAAGAAAAAUUCAUGAAACUCAGGCGAGAAGCGCGCUUAUAGAUGAUAUAUGUCAUAAAGAUCAUCUCGACCGUAACGAUCAGCAUGAUUAUGGUCAUGUGUAUGACGCUCAGCAGCGUUCGCGGCUGAACACAGACACGUUUAUUGAUGUGUGUGCAGCGUCGAGGGUUUGUUUAUGUGUCUCGCGCUGGAACCGAAACAUCCCAGUCGGCUUUAAUUGAUUUAUUAAUCAUUCGUUAGAGUUGAAUUAGUGUGGAAUGAGUGUGAAGAUGUCGACCAGCAGCCCCGAAGCGGUGAAGAAACUCCUGGAGAACAUGCAGGCGGACCUGCGCUCUCUGUCCAUGGAGUGCAAGAAGAAAUUUCCUCCUGUCAAAGAGGCUGCAGAGUCUGGCAUCGUCAAGAUCAAAACCAUCGCUGCAAGAAACACAGACAUCCUGGCAGCGCUGAAGGAGAACAGUUCAGAGGUGGUCCAGCCGUUCCUCAUGGGCUGCGGAACCAAAGAACCCAAAAUCACCCUGCUGUGUCUCGCCGCCAUUCAGAGACUCAUGUCCCAUGAAGUCGUGUCCGAGCCGGCGGCGGGGAACAUCAUUAACAUGCUGUGGCAGCUGAUGGAGAAUGGACUGGAGGAGCUCAAGCUGCUGCAGACAGUUCUGGUGCUGCUCACCACCAACACCGUCGUGCACGAUGAAGUGCUGUCCAAGGCCAUCGUUCUGUGUUUCCGGCUGCACUUCACUAAAGACAACAUCACCAACAACACGGCGGCCGCCACCGUCAGACAGGUCGUGACCGUGGUGUUUGAGAGGAUGGUGGCGGAGGACGAGAAAUUCAAAGGUCUGACGGAAGAGCCUCCUGCUGUCCAGGGCAACAGUAACCGGCGCUCCGUCAGCACCCUGAGACCCAGCGCUAAAGACGCCUACAUGCUGUUCCAGGUCAGUCGGUGGAUACAUUAG
Messenger RNA from Sinocyclocheilus rhinocerous, 992 nucleotides. RefSeq names its product protein MON2 homolog. NCBI's taxonomy places the organism in Eukaryota, Metazoa, Chordata, Actinopteri, Cypriniformes, Cyprinidae. The record is from RefSeq and is a predicted model, not a curated record. The coding region runs from base 300 to 992 and encodes 230 amino acids. The transcript has 6 exons.